AUGGUUGCUGAAGCUUGGAUUUUGAAGAUGGGUAACCAUGUAAGUGCAAAUAUCAAACAAGCCCUUGUUUUUGAGUCUUCUUCUAGUAGUAAAAAACAUGGUCCUAAAAAGCAUGUUAAUAAGAAUGUUUUAACCAUAGGGAUUCUGUCUUUUGAAGUAGCUAAUGUAAUGUCCAAAACCAUUCACCUUUAUAAAUCAUUGUCUGAGUCUGAGAUCACAAAGCUAAGGAAUGAGAUCUUGAGCUCAGAGGGUGUUAGGAAACUGGUUUCAUCUGAUGAGGGUUAUUUACUUGAGCUUGUUAAAGGUGAGAAGCUUGAUGAGUUGAACCGUGUUGCCGGUGUGGUUUCUAGGUUAGGGAAGAAGUGUUCUGUCCCUGCUUUGCAAGGGUUUGAGCAUGUGUAUGGUGAUAUUGUUAGUGGUGUUAUAGAUGUGAAGGAGUUAGGGUUCUUAGUUAAGCAUAUGGAGGGAAUGGUGAGGAAAAUGGAUAGGUAUGUGAGUGCUACUAGGGGGUUGUAUAGUAAAAUGGGGGUGUUGAAUGAAUUGGAGCAAACAGUGAAGAAGUUUCGGAUUGAUGAUAACCGGAACGAGGAGAGUAGAAGGGGUUAUGAGCAGAGACUUGUCUGGCAGAAACAAGAUGUGAGGCAUCUCAAGGAGAUUUCGCUGUGGAAUCAGAGUUUUGAUAAGGUUGUUGAGUUGUUGGCUAGGACGGUUUGUACCUUGUAUGCGAGAAUCUGUAUGGUCUUCAGCGAAUCCUCGGAGAAGAAGUAUAGUCUUGGGUUUGGUAGUUGUGAAGGCUCGCCACUCGUGCGAAAUGAAUGUAGACCCGCGUCCGGUUUAAUUAAUGUUGAUGUGAAUUUGGAGAAGUUGAAACAUAAUCGUAGCAAGAAAAAUGGUUUUCAUUUGAAUUCAAUCGGGAGAAACGGUAGCAGUAGGACUCAUAUAGAUGUAAAGAGAAGUGAGUUAGCAUAUGUUCAACUUGAAGAUUUUGGUUUUCCUUGUGGAACUAGUCCUGGGAGACUUUUCAUGGAAUGUCUCAGUUUAAGUAGCUCAGUUUCAGCUGUCGAUGAUUUUGACGAUGUUGUUAUCGACCGUGAGGAUCAAUUCAGUUGUGUAUCAAGCUCUCAAAGUCCUAUUGAGAUUGGAAGUAUUGUCAAGAAAAAGGAGCACUCGUGCUCAACUGUCGGUCCGAACAGUGGAUCGUCUGUUAUUUACGCUCCUCCUUCUACUCUUGGAGGGUCUGCUCUAGCAUUGCAUUAUGCGAAUAUCAUUAUUGUGAUUGAGAAGUUACUUAGCUUUCCGCAUUUAAUCGGCGAGGAAGCUAGAGAUGAUCUAUAUAAGAUGCUUCCAACUAGCUUAAGGUUAUCUUUGAAGGCCAAACUUAAGAUCUAUGCCAAGGAUUUGGCCAUAUAUGAUGCCCCUCUCGCACAUGAAUGGAAGGCGACUCUUGACGGGAUACUUCGGUGGCUUUCUCCGCUUGCUCAUAAUAUGAUGAAAUGGCAAAGUGAGAGGAAUUUCGAGCAACGUGAUAUAGUGAGCCGGACGAACGUGCUGCUAUUUCAGACACUGUAUUUUGCUGAUAAGUGUAAGACAGAGGAAGCUAUAUGUGAACUUCUUCUAGGAAUGAAUUACAUUUGUCGCUAUGAACAACAACAGAACGCGUUACUCGGUUGUGCAAGCAGUUUCAAUUUUGAAGAUAUGAUGAAAUGGAAAUUGCAGCGCGGUACUUCGUUACUCGAUUGA
Messenger RNA from Lathyrus sativus (Indian pea), 1740 nucleotides. The record is from the annotation of a GenBank genome assembly. NCBI's taxonomy places the organism in Eukaryota, Viridiplantae, Streptophyta, Magnoliopsida, Fabales, Fabaceae.